This is a messenger RNA of Caenorhabditis sp. 36 PRJEB53466, 11043 nucleotides long. Lineage: Eukaryota; Metazoa; Nematoda; Chromadorea; Rhabditida; Rhabditidae. The record is from the annotation of a GenBank genome assembly.
AUGUCGUCGCUGGACUUUGAGCUCGACAACGAGGUGCUCGACGGACUGACUCUGGCCGGCGGCCAACCGUCCGAGGACGACUCCGAAUGGCCGACGUUCGAUCAGAUGGACGACGACGCGCUUUUUCGAGGGCUCAACCUCGCCAAUCGUACGUUUUUUUUGUUCGAAAUGCGGUGAUUUUACGCACCUUCUGCGGCAGACAAAUGCGGCCAUAUCUAAUUCCCUCAAUUUUCAGUCAACCCGGACACGUUCACCGACUGUUUCGCCGACGAGCUGACCAAUCAACUGGACACGAUGGACCAGGACCUCGAGUUGGAGCCGCUGGACCCGUUGGACAGUCUGCAGACGGAGGACCACUGCUACGCGGCGUCGCUCUCCCCGCCGGACGCCCAUUCGCUGCCGAUCUCGCCCGCCUCGACGUCUCCGUCGUCGUACCACUCGAGCGGCGGCGACGAGGACAUUUCGGACAAUUACGCGAAUUUCGGAGUCGACAUUCUGCAGGUCGCCACUGAUACGCUUUUCCGCGCGCCGAAACAAGAGGACUUUGAGAUUUGCAGAGUUGGUUUCACCUUCUUUUUUUUUUGCUGAUUUUCUGGACUAAAAACGUAUUUUCAAAGGCAUCAUUAUUUUCAAUUGUUUUCUGAAGCCACGUAAAAAAUUAUGGCGAAAAACUGAAACAAUAGUAUUCAGUUGUUGUCGUGUUAUUUUCCGCGAAAAGCGCUCAUUUUUCUCAAACGUUCCGCCUCCCUCUCACUAUCGAAUUUCUCGAGAAAUUUGAGAAAAAGGUCAGAAAGUGAGCAGAAAAAGUGUUUAAAAGAGCACAAAACAGAGGGAAAUAAUGUUUAUUUUUGGGAUGUAUAAACAAAUGAGCACACACACACACAAUGGAACAUAGUUUACGGGAUAAGAAGAGCGGUGGGAAAAUGUAGUGAAAUGCUAAGAAAUUGUGGGGGAAAUUGGAGAAAAACAGCGAAUUUAUUGAUUUUCUUCAUUUGCAGAGCGGACCCCUGAUUGCGUACACAAAUGCCACCGCAGCAGCAGCAGCAGCAGCCAAUAACAAUGCUCAGAAACGACUGAAUCAGACCGGAUUUCCGCAUCACAACACGAACGGACUCGUCAGAUUUAGUACGUUUUUUUUUGGAAAUUUUUCUUAAAAUAAUCCGUAUCGGCGCAAAGUUUCAAAGCUCGCUUUUUUUGUUGUUGGUGUGAAACCGGAGCUUGCAGACCGUUCCACUCGGCGAAAAUGUUUUAUUGAAUAGUUUGCCUGAGCGUUGAAGUCAAACAGUUUCUCGUCGUUUUGCGGGGUUCAGAAUGCCUCUUUCUCUGUCCGUAUUUGUACAAUAUUCAUUGGAUCGCCCAAAACGGACGGACGGCCGGACAAUCAAAAAGAGCGAGAAUUGAUUCGUGUUUGCACAGGAAUCGAUUCAUUUCGACAGCUUUCUCUUCGCCCUUUUCUCUGCCGACCACGCUCUCGUAGCGGGACUGUCAAACGGACGAGAUUGUGUUUCGAUGAGAUUCAUGACAAGAUCAGGGGAUCAAGAAGCGCCGAAGCGAUCGGAAAUCGGAUUUCGAGCGGGGAUUUUCUUGGAAUUUUUGAGGUUUUUCGGUAAAAGUUUGGUAUAGAAGCGCCCGAUUCAACGAGGAAUAGCUCUGGAAGCUGCGACAGUUGAGGAGUUCAGGAAUUCACUACUUUUGAGUUUUCUUGGAAUUUAUCGAUUUUUUGACGGAAUAUGAAUACCUGAAGUUAGCUAUGCAAUUGUAGAGUUUUCCUGACUGCAUUUUCAUAUGGGAUUAUUCAGCGAUGUCAAAAAAUGGAAUGGAAUAUAAAAACAGUGCGUUUUUCGGUUUCUGACAAAUUUUUUUUUCUGCUGAAUAAGCCCAUAAAAAUUCUCUGGCAUUUUUUCGAAAUGCUUAUUAACGAGUUUUCUAGCCUUUUCAGAUUUUGAACUCUGAGCCGAUUCUUCAUAGAUCCUCUCCCUCUCUCUCUCUCUGAAAUGCCACUAACUCUCUCCGCUAUUAUAUUUCUCCCUUUUCCCAUUCGGCCACUUCAUCGUCUCAUUUUAUUCAUCGUCACUGAAUACGCACGUAAUCGGCGCGAGCGAAAGUGAAGGGAUCCUCCUUCGUUGGCGCGGCGGCGGCGGCGGCGGCGGGGAUGAGAAGAUGAUGAUUGUGUCUGGUACCAACUUGUACAAACAUCACACACACACACACACGGAUCGGAUCGGAGGGAGGGGACAAGACAAAACAUGUGAAUAUGCGAUGAAAUGGGACUGAGAUGUAAUGGGUGAAUAAUAAAAAUAACCGCCAAACAAUCCGAAAAUCCUCCUAAAUUUCACAAUUUUUUUUUGCAGAAAACGCUGGAAACGGACGAGUGCUGAAUCCGGCGAGCAUCUCGCUGAACGCCUCUUCGUCUUCGGGAUACUCGCUCCAAUCGACGGCAUCGUCUUCUUCGUCGUCUUCCUCCUCCUCCUCCACUACCUCGUCUUCAUCUUCCACUUCUGGCGCAUUUCCAAAGACGUCGUCGACGGGCGAACGACGCAAGUAUCCGCAAUUGCAGUUGACGGAAGAGGAGAAGCGGCUCUGCAAGAAGGAGGGAAUAUUCCUGCCCGAGUGCUAUCCGCUCACCAAGGCCGAAGAGCGCGAUCUCAAGAAGAUUCGACGAAAAAUUCGCAACAAGAGAAGCGCGCAGACGAGCCGAAAGAGGAAACAGGUGGGAGAGUUGCGGCGGAUUUUUGAGAAGACUGCGUUUUUGUUUCACAAAAGCAGUUUCACAAAAAGUUUAUUUCAAGUUUCUUUCUCUUUCCAAAUUAAAAAAUGCGUCCAGAAGAGAUGUGCUCAAAAAAUUGCACUUUUUCCACCUGAUUUCCCGUCCGAUUCGACCUUUUCCGAGUGCCGCGACGGCAAAACAGUGUUGACCCAGUGCCAGGUGGUGGCUCGGCUCUUUUUUCGAGCCGAGAUCACGUUUUAUUUGUCUGACCGCUGAGAAAAUAGUUGGCUGGCACUGAUGGCACAAGACAAGAAAAGUACACACACACAACUGGUUGGAAAUUUGGGGGAUUUUGUGAGAAAAUCCCAAUUUUCGAUCAACAGCUCACUUGUCAAUUCCAAAAAUUUGCCUCAACUUUUUGAUAAAAGUCUCCUCGACGUGUCCAUCCGCGUCGUGUCAUUAGUAUCGUCAUGCGACGAUCUUCACACGGAAUUGGCCUAAAUUCGGCCGAAAACACAUGUUCAUACCUUGUUUUCCAAGGUUGUCAGCUGACUGACUUUUUCGACAAAAGUGGGACAGAAGGAGCGUGACGACGAGAAACGGCAUUGAGAACAUUUUUGGGGUUCUUUUGGAGUCGGGGACAAUAUUAACCUAGAAAAAGAUUAGUGCUUCAAAAACGGUAGUUGCUCUUUUGGCGUCUUGUAAUGUAAUGCGUUGUUCAUAGGCGCAUUGAGGAAAGAAAGUCAAAUCAAAUCAGGAUAAAACACAAUUUGUUACGCUUUCGAAUCGGGUAAUUUUAUGUGCACGGCGUGCUGAAAUCACGAGCGUUCGAACUGUUACGCGCAUGCAAGCGCGCCCUACCGAACAUCGUCGGCGUCUCUUCAAUCUCGCACUCUCUAAUUUGAAUAAAUAAACAGCUGGCCUAAAAUUUGCGUAGUAUCUGGUGCCAAGUACGCAAAAUAUCUAGAACGGUGUUUGCACAGGGGCGACACGCAGCCAAUGGGCGUACGCCGGCGUAAAGGCGGCAAACGAAAAUUUUGAAUCGGUGCGUAGCGCCCACGAGCGUUCGAACUGUUACGCGCAUGCAAGCGCGCCCUACCGAACAUCGUCGGCGUCUCUUCAAUCUCGCACUCUCUAAUUUGAAUAAAUAAACAGCUGGCCUAAAAUUUGCGUAGUAUCUGGUGCCAAGUACGCAAAAUAUCUAGAACGGUGUUUGCACAGGGGCGACACGCAGCCAAUGGGCGUACGCCGGCGUAAAGGCGGCAAACGAAAAUUUUGAAUCGGUGCGUAGCGCCCACGAGCGUUCGAACUGUUACGCGCAUGCAAGCGCGCCCUACCGAACAUCGUCGGCGUCUCUUCAAUCUCGCACUCUCUAAUUUGAAUAAAUAAACAGCUGGCCUAAAAUUUGCGUAGUAUCUGGUGCCAAGUACGCAAAAUAUCUAGAACGGUGUUUGCACAGGGGCGACACGCAGCCAAUGGGCGUACGCCGGUGUAAAGGCGGCAAACGAAAAUUUUGAAUCGGUGCGUAGCGCCCUUCGAAAAUAAAUUCAAAUUUUUAUGGCGGGAGUUCUGAAUGAACACACGUGAGCGCCCUUCGAAAAUAAAUUCAAAUUUUUAUGGCGGGAGUUCUGAAUGAACACACGUGUGAAAUGUAUGUUGAAUUCGCUGGCACAGUGACAGUGUACAUUGGAGCGCACUUGCAGCACAAACGCUUCAGCUCGCCGUGUUGUCGAAAACCCGAUCUUUUUACCGACUGAAUGAGCCAAUCACAACAAACGAUUGCAAAAAAAAUAGUGACUUUUACAAACAAAUGAAUUUUGCAGGAUUACAUUGAGCAACUGGAGGACCGUGUGAACAAAUCGACGAAGGAGAACAAUGCGCUGAAGCAGCAAAUCGAGCGGCUCACGAGCGAGAAUCAGUCGGUGCUGUCGCAGCUGAAAAAGUUGCAGACGCAGUUGUACCAGUCGGCGAAGAGAAGUUCGCAAGCGGGCACCUGCCUCGCCGUCAUCAUGCUCUCCGCGUGCCUACUCGUCGCGCCCCACCUCAAUCCCCUGGUUUGUGCUUUUUUGGUUUUUUUUUAAAUCGAAGAAAAAAAAGUUAAAGUGAUUUUAUUGUGAAACUGAAAAUUUCUCGAUGAACGUCGUUAAGUUCCCCUCUCAAAAUCCACAUUUUCAGACGCACCCGGACGCGCAGAACGCUCUGGAAUGCGUGGAGGAAGCGUGCCAACAGACGGCGCCCACUUCCGGAGCAUCUUCCGCGGCGGCCACGUCGGCGCCGCCCACGCAAAGAGUGCCGGCUGUGAUUGCAUCGGCCGCCGCCGGACGCCACGUCAUCAACGGCCACCAGCAGCAGCAGCAGCAGCAGCAGAACCACAACAAUAAUAAUGUGGUGAAAUAUCAGAACCACAGUAGCAGUCCGAAUCAGUUGAACCACAUGGAAAAUCCGCCGCCGCCCACUCUCCAACCGCAGCAGCAACAGCCGAACACGAUGGCGAUGGCGAUGGCCAAGAUUGCGGUGACGUCGACGACGCGCAAGACGUCCGGAGCAUCCGCGCACACUGUCGGAUCCGGAAGGUACGCAUUUUUUUUUGGGGACGGGAACUUUUUUCCGCAUAUUUAUAGUUUCUAUGGAAAUAGGGGUUAGGCAAAAGGCCGGUCCAGGCUUUUUGAGGCCUGGACUAUUGGCCUUUGCAGGCUUCUUGAACUUGAAGUGUAUUGGGUUCAAGUUACAGACCGAUCCGAUUAUCCGAUCAUCGGAGGCCGAAAAGGCCACAAUAUUCGCAAAACCCCGGCCUUUUCGGUCUCAGAUCCACAUAUUUGGGGACCAGAUGAUGCGAUCUGUCUGAAAGAAAAAUUUCGAAACAGAUAUUGAUUUUUACAGUUUCAGCCUCAAAACUUGAAACCAGAUUCUAUUAGUGAAUCUCAGUUCUGUGUUUUCGCACCUUUCCCGAAAAGUUUCCCACAUGUGACUUUGGGACGAAAAUGGAAAUACUUUAAGAAAAACAAGAGAAUAUCUCAAUUUUGCAGUACGUCCGCCUCGUCGAGAUCCUCCUCGUCCUCGUCGUCGCCAAUCUACCGUACCUCGCGCACUCUGGCCUACGAGGAGCAGUGCGACGCGCACUCGGACGACCUGAACUGCGCGAACAUCAUGCCGCCGUUGGUGCCGAUGAAGAUGGUGUCGGCGCCGAAACGAAAGAUGACGGUGAUGCAGCCACGUGUCACUUACAGAGCUGUGGUACCGACGAACGGAGGAGGCGCCGCCCAUCACUAUUAUAAGAUGCAACAGCAGCAGCAGCAGCAACAGCAAAUGCAGCCGAAAGUACAGUAUGUGGCCGUGGAGAGACCCAUCAAGUAUGAAGUGGUAUGUAGCAUUUUUAUGAGCGAAAAUAUACUGACAAGGCUUCUUUUCAGUUUCAAUUGAGCGAUUACCUAAAAAUGGAGGACUCUGACUCGUCGUCCCCGUCUUCGCUCCGUCUUCCGACUUCGUGGACCCCGUCAACGGCGCCGCCACGUCUUCAGGCCCAAGUGAAUCGGACGGGCCGCCCGAUCACCGCUACGGUAACCCAUUUCGGUGGAAAUGGAGGCGGAGUGCCGGCUAAAAAAGUCAAGACCCAAAUGUUCUAGAAAAAACUGUUUUUUCUCUUGUGCGCCCCCUAAUUUUUUCGAUGUCUUCCGGUCGCUUCGAGACCCGGUAAACCCAAAAAAAAAUGUUUUUUUUUUCUUUCUCUCUAUCCCAUUGAGUUGACCUCUUUUUAUGUAUUUAUCCCAAAAAUCUAUUGCCUGCCACUAGUCGCCGCCCGUCUGAGAUACCCCCCACACAACAAUUCUAAUCAUUCUUCAAGUGCAAAAAAAUAUCCGGGUUUUUCUUCUUUUCCUUCUCUUUCCAAUUAAACAAAUCUGUCUAUAUAUCCGUCCGCCCCUACCUGUUUUGUUGAGUUUCAUCUUGUUUUCGUCCCCCAAAAAAAUUAUUAUUAUUAAUCACGCCGUCCCCGCAAAAGAAUCACUUGUCUGCGUAUCCCCUCUCUCCCCCCUAAUAUCUCCAUUUCUCUCUUCUCUCUCGCUGAUUUUUCCCAUUGAAAAAGUAUUGGUUUGCUCUUUUUUUUUUAAAUUACUGUUCAAAUUGUAUUCAUCGUUUUUUUUUGUAUUGACCCACUUUUGAACACGUAAAGUCUUGCUUUGGUGAAUUUUCGGUUUUUUAUAAUCAGAUACUCCUCACAGCAUUCUUCAGCCAUUCUGAGUACGAAUUGCCGCGCGUAAAAACUUUGGAUAUCUUUUACUUUUCGAAAAAAAAACUCGUUUCUCUUCUCUUUCUCGCAGAUUUAAGUCAGUUUCAUGCCGAUUUUCAGAAGCAGCGUUGUCGAAUCAUUCGGGCGUUUCGUGUUUCCAGAAGGUUCGAGGCCACCGUGCAAAGUUUUGAAAUCCCGACGAUGCUGAUCACUAAUUUUGCCCUUAUUUUGUGCCAAAAUAUCGUGGAAAUUAUUUUCCAGCUCAAAAUGACUCAAAAAUAGCGAGUCGUGCAUUUGAAUUUGUGAAAAGUGUCCUCUCCCUCUUCGCUUUCAUCUUUUUUGUUUGAAUAGGCGACUGAUGAGAACAUUUCUUAUGCGGCCCAGCGAAAGAAGAAAAAAAACGCAUUUUAUCCAAUUUCGAAGUCACGCAAUUUGAUACGCACAAAUGUUGAGCACAUUUUUCAUAUUUUUCGCCAUUUGCCACACUGUUUUUGCACAAAUCUGCGAGCCGAUUCAUGCGCAGACCCAUGGAAUCAAUUUGGUAAUUGAAAAGCACACUUUUUUCUCAAAAAUUAAAACAAUUUUUUCAGGUCUGUUGUUCUCUAAAUCAAACUUUGAUGCCGAGCUGCGAAUUCUCGUCACUUUGCCAAGAACAUUGCUCGUGUUUUCUGACGAUUACUCGCGAUUUGACGUGUGAUUCGGGGACGUCGGCUGGAAAUGAGGUUUCUAGACGAUUUGGUGUGGUUUUUCGAAAUCGGCAAGAUCGAAUUAGGCGGAAAUUGUGGAAAUUUGGGUCAAUGUUUUAUGGUUGCCGGCAGAGUUGAGCGGAAGAACUCAACGGAAGAACACGGAAGAAUUUUUUAUAUUUUUUAGAAAAUUUUUUCAUGGAAUGUGAUCAACUGACGAAAAAUAAUUGUAAAUUUAGCUUUUCAUACAAAAAAGUUAUUCCUUCCGUCUUCCGUUAGCCCUCCUUUUUUCACGGAACAACUCGAAUAACUUUUUUGUAUGAAAAGCUAAAUUUACAAAUAUUUUUCUAUGAGCACAGUUCACUUUGCUAUACAUUUCGUCAGUUGAUCACAUUUCAUGAAAAAAUUUUCUAAAAAAGAUAAAAAAAAUUCUUCCGUGUUCUUCCGUUGAGUUCUUCCGCUCAACUCUGGUUGCCGGCGUUCCGAUUUUCCAUAUAAAAACUGCGAAUCUCAACUAUUUUCAGACGUAUCACUGGCUCGACCACAAACCGAACCACUCCCCACUUCCAUGUUCGCAACCUAAUUUACCGAAUGCAAACUCGCCCUACACUAUUGUGGUCGAGAAUUCGAACGAAACGUAGGGGAGAGGGUCUCGAGGCGAAAGGGUUACUGUAGCGAAACUUUUGCAGUUCGACGUAUGAAUUUCUGCUCGGCGCCUGCUCCCUGAAUGUCACUUCGAUCACUUUUCAACACUAUCACCCCCAAUAUGAUGCGAUCGACUUUGGAGAAUGUUUUCCCAAUUUGGCAUCGUUUCAAGUCGUCUUACUGUGAGCACAUUUUGGGAUUAAUUUGGGAUUCAGUAGCGAUCAUUUGCAGUCAACGAACGCGUGCGAGUUUCACAAUAUCUCUAAAAAAUCUGAAAAAUCUGAAAAUCCUCUCCCUCGUCAACGUGGAUUUCGAGUUUUGGCUGCAGCCGUCGCCGUUUCUCAAUUCGAUCACCUACAUUCACAUUGAGAACUCUUCGAUGACCGAACUACCGAAAUGGUUGGCUCAGAGCCAAUCUCUCGCCACGCUCUACUUGAAAGGUAAACAAAAAACGCGAAAAAGUUUGACCGUCAAGGGGUCCAUGCCAAUUUUUAAAAAUUGCCGCGUACCCGUAACCGUCAAGGGUCCAUGCCAAUUUUUAAAAAUUGCCGCGUACCCGUAACCGUCAAGGGGUCCAUGCCAAUUUUUAAAAAUUGCUGCGUACCCGUGACCGGUCCCUCCAUGCAAACCCCACGGUCCGUCGCCGACCGCCCUUGUCCUUAUAGGCACGCUCGUCGCGUCGCUCGCGCCCAUCGCCCAGCUGCCCGCCGUUCGCAGUCUGAAGCUGUCGCACAACGCCGUCGAGCACCUCCACCGCCUGCUUUUCGUCUCUCCCCUCCUCAUUCACGUCGACCUCAGCUACAAUCGGGUUGGUUUUUAUUGGAAUAGAAAAAAAGUGCAAAAAAUCCGGGUGUUUUCUUAGAAAUUUUAAAAUUUUAAGCUUUGCGGCCAACAUUUCAAUUUUCAGAUAACUUCGUUCGCUUCGCACACCUUCAGCAAAUGCCACGACUUGCGAGUGCUCGAUUUGUCCGGAAAUCCCAUAAAAAUGCUGCCCUACAAGCCGUUUGCGAAGAAUAUUCGCCUAAAAUGGCUCAAGUUGAGCAGGACCAAUAUUUCGGUGGGUUACUCUGUGUCUGUAGACGCUAAAUACGACUUUUUUUUGCAGACCCUCUCGCCGGACCACUUUUUCGGCCUCUCCUCACUGAAAACGCUGUCCCUGUCGCGGAUGCCGAUCCAAUCGAUAUCCGCGCACGCAUUCGUGCCACUGAAAGCCCUUCGCUACCUGGAAAUGGACUCGUGCAACCUGACGCGGAUCCCGCUGGCGGUCACUUCCAACUGCCACCUCGCCCGCCUUAAUCUGGCCAACAACCUGCUCCAUCGCGCCAGUUCGAUGCCUCCCGAAGUGAUGGCCAUGUUGAGUGGGCUCAGCCAAUUACGGAUCGACGGAAACCCGCUGAGUGUGAGUUUUGUUUGUUUUUUUGGAAAAAAAAAUACCGAAAUUGUCGAGAACCCCACGGUCUCCAGAGCAGACAAUGGGCGCAAGUGCGCCCCGCCCAAUCAAGCGAUACAUUGGCGCGAAAUUUAAAUUUUAACAGUAAAAUUUGUAUUUUUGCCAGAUUAGCCACGAAAAACCGAUAAUUUCUCAUUUGUCUCUCGAUACACCGAUUUUAUAGCCGAUUACGAAUUUUUUAAGCGCAAGAGCGUUAAAUUUGGUCAAGUCGCAAAUCACAUUUAUCCGUUUCAAGGUUUUUGGCUAAAACUGCGUGAAUUUCAGUUGCUUUUUGGUAAUUUUCGCGGUUCGAGCGCUUAAAAUGCUUGUAUUUACGUGAUUUAUCAUUCUCAAAACCAGUUCUGUCGGAAAACGGUCAAGAAAGCGCAAAAUGAGAAGUGCGGUUUUUAGGCGGCGAAGGCAAUAAAGCAAAGUCCGCGAAAGAUGCGCCAAAACGUCAUUAAUUCUGAAAAUUAGUGUGUUUUCAUGUCGAACAAUCAUUUUUCAUCGCUUUUGACCACACAAAUCAGAGAAAACCUGCUCAAUUCAUGAAAACGCCAUUUGGCCGAGGGGCCACGCCCAUAUUGUAGGCUCUGGAGACCGUAAACCCGCAAAGAAAAAAGUGCGUUUGUGCAGGAAUUCCCCUCCUCGCUUUUGCUGAUCUCGCGCGAGAACGUCCGUCUGCUCCGACACCUCCUUCACUCCACAAUGACGCUUCCCGUGUGGCUCCGCGAGCCCUGUGCCCCUUAUUAUUGGGCCAUGCACUUGGCUAACAGGUACUCUAUCUUUUCUUUUUUUUCAUUUUCACAAUUCUUUUAUAUACUUUUCUGAAAUUUUCUUUCUAAUCCGGCGGGUCCCUCUCGGCAUCUCCACUAGUUUCUUCGAAAUUCUAGACGGCAAUUCCAAACAUUUCCAGAACAUCGAACCUAAAAACAUUUGUCAAUCAAUAUUCGGACGUGAAAAUGGAGAAAAACGGACUGGGUUACUGUAGGGAACAGUACGAAUGGAUGAUGGAACAAAUGGAGGUUUACCGCGAGUUGGAGAAGAAUUCCGGUCGGUUACUGUUUCAGGAAAAGAAUGAGAGCAUCCCGUACAUUCGAAGUAAUCAUUCAAUUUCUAUUUUGCAGGAUGUUACUCUCUCCGCCGUCUCCGCUCUUCCAUUUCCGCUUCCAAACCGUCUCCCCCCUCCAAAAUCGCUCAAAAUUCGUCUCAGUUGCCACUGGACCCGUCGGAAACGUUCCAGAUUCCAAUUCUUCUUCUCAUUUCGUUAUGCGCCAAUUUUCUGCUGCUCUUUUCUGUGCUCAUGUGCUCCGUAAUGGCGUGUCGAUGGGAAAAGCCAGACGACGUUUAA